This is a messenger RNA of Telopea speciosissima, 1213 nucleotides long. RefSeq names its product protein trichome birefringence-like 36. Bases 47 to 1204 code for a protein of 385 amino acids. Gene Ontology annotation, molecular function: O-acetyltransferase activity. The record is from RefSeq and is a predicted model, not a curated record. Gene Ontology annotation, cellular component: Golgi apparatus. Lineage: Eukaryota; Viridiplantae; Streptophyta; Magnoliopsida; Proteales; Proteaceae. The transcript is spliced from 5 exons.
UCAUCUCUGUUUUUCCUCUUCUUCUUGACCUCUCUUCAGCCUCACAAUGGGUGAAUCCACACCACUCUGCUCUUGUCUCUUCCUCAUGUUCCUCCUUUCUGUGACACUCUUCUUCUUCCAUGGUGAAUCAACCCAAUUCAACCAAGGUGAGAAUCCAUGGCUUGAAGAAGAGAAAGAUGAUGAUGUUAACAUGGUUCAGAGUCAGUGGGGUUCUCCCAAGAGUUGUGACAUGUCUAUUGGCAAAUGGGUUUAUGAUUCAUCUUACCCUCUUUAUGAUUCAACUUGCCCUUAUCUUAGUUCUGCAGUUAGUUGUCAAAAAAAUGGAAGGCCAGAUUCAGACUAUGAAAAAUGGAGGUGGACGCCUCAAGGCUGUACAAUUCCUAGGUUUAAUGCGUUGGAGUUUCUUGGGAAGAUAAGGAGGAAGAGGAUAAUGCUUGUGGGUGAUUCCAUAGUCAGGAAUCAAUGGGAGUCUCUUGUUUGCCUUGUUGAAUCAGUCAUUCCAACUGAGAGAAAGAUUGUAACCUACACUGGUCCAACCAUGGCCUUCCACCUCUUGGAUUUUGAAACAUCGAUUGAGUUUUGCUGGGCUCCAUUCCUGGUGGAAUUGCAGAGGGGAGGACCUCAGAACAAAAGGAUUCUACAUUUGGAUUCUAUUGAAGAGAACGCAAGAUUCUGGAGAGGUGUUGAUAUUCUUGUGUUUGAUUCAGCUCACUGGUGGACACAUGCCAGUGAUUCAAGCACGUGGGAUUUUUUGAUGGAGGGGAACAAAAUGUUUACAGAGAUGAACCCAAUGGUUGCUUAUGAGAAGGGACUCACCACCUGGGCUAGAUGGGUAGAUCUAAACCUAGAUCCUCGACAAACCCAGGUCAUUUUCAGAAGCGUUUCGCCUCGACAUAACAGAGAAAAUGGUUGGAAAUGCUACAAUCAAAGAGAGCCUAUGGAGUACUUGAAUCACCACCAAGUUCAUGUUCCAGGACAAGUGAAAAUACUUGAAGGGGUUCUGAAACAGAUGAGAUUUCCAGUAUACUUGCAAGAUAUCACAACAAUGUCAGAGCUUCGAAGGGAUGGUCAUCCAUCUGUGUAUGCCAGAGCUUUGGAUCCGCAGGAGAGACAGCACCCAAGAGACUACACCUCUGACUGUAGCCAUUGGUGCCUUCCUGGAGUUCCUGAUAUCUGGAAUGAAAUGUUGAAUGCAUUAAUUUAGCUUAGCUUU